Penicillium concentricum is the source of this 297-nucleotide messenger RNA. RefSeq lists its product as uncharacterized. The record is from RefSeq and is a predicted model, not a curated record. The transcript has a single exon. Gene Ontology annotation, biological process: lipid metabolic process. Lineage: Eukaryota; Fungi; Ascomycota; Eurotiomycetes; Eurotiales; Aspergillaceae. The coding region runs from base 1 to 297 and encodes 98 amino acids. Gene Ontology annotation, molecular function: phosphoric diester hydrolase activity.
AUGGCGGAUACUCAACCAAUUGAGUCACUUACGAAUGACGAACUUGAGGAUUUGACCCAGCUCCGUCUUAGGGUACUUCGACGCGCCCGAGCAUGCGCACAAAUUCUCCGCCACCUGGAAGAGAUCCUCGGAUACUAUGGAUUUAUUGCCGAUCACCCUAUCUUGUUUACAGACAUCCACUUCGUGGCACUUGACGAAUUUCUCUCGAACAGAUGGGCCGAACUCAUGAACGAGAUCAAUGACCUACGAGCCGAGGAAGCCUCCGAAGUCUAUUUACUUGAUACGUGGCAAGACUAA